Messenger RNA from Penicillium verhagenii, 1038 nucleotides. RefSeq names its product CIA30 family protein. The record is from RefSeq and is a predicted model, not a curated record. The coding region runs from base 1 to 1038 and encodes 345 amino acids. Gene Ontology annotation, cellular component: mitochondrion. Gene Ontology annotation, biological process: mitochondrial respiratory chain complex I assembly; mitochondrial electron transport, NADH to ubiquinone. NCBI's taxonomy places the organism in Eukaryota, Fungi, Ascomycota, Eurotiomycetes, Eurotiales, Aspergillaceae. The transcript has 2 exons.
AUGAUUCCCACCAGAAGCCUAGCGGCCCAGGGCAACUUCUUCAGGCGCAGUGCCGAGGAAUUUGGCCGUCUCUCCAAGAUUGCCUGGAACACCGAGGCCCUCCACACCCCUACCAAACCCUAUACCCUCCUCAAUUUUGAAGAUGAAGGAACCGUCUCAGACUGCAAAACCUUUGCCGAUCGCGCCGUGGGCGGCUUCAGUACCGCAGACCUAAAUUACGAACCAGCUGAACCCUCCUCCAAUACACCUGCCCACGUUCGCUUCCACGGCAGCAUUUCCACCAAACUCCCGGAAAAUUGGCGCGUGGAACGAACAGGAUAUGCCGCAUUCCGCAACAAAGACCGUGGUCGCUGGCUGUUUGGCCGUCUAUUUUGGGAUGUCGAUCCAUACGCCUAUCUCGCGCUUCGCAUCAAGUCGGACGGCCGCCGAUACACCGUGAACAUCCAGACAGAGUCCAUUGUUGAGACCGAUAUCCACCAGCACAGAUUAUAUACCCGACACCACCGCCUGCAAGACCGUUCGCAAAUCCUGGAGCGAGCCUUGCCCGUGAGGUCGGCUGAAGACGCAGAGGAAGUGGAAGAAAUGUACCCCAGGGGUGUUCCCUCGGCGCUUUCCGACGUCCCCCCUGAGUCCACUAUCAUCACCUCGAAUUCUAGCACAACGACCUCUGGUACAACAGGCUGGGAGACGGUAUUUCUGCCUUUCAACGCCUUUGUCCGCACCAAUCACGGAUACGUGGUCGAGCCACAGACUUCCAUUAUCCGCCAACGGGUUAAGAGUAUCGGUAUCGGUCUCACGGAUCGUAUUGAAGGACCCUUUGAUUUGCGCAUUCACAAGAUUUGGGCGACAAAUGGUAUGGGCGAGGCGGAUAUCGAGGAGGAGCGUCGGAUCUGCGGUGCAGACGCAUUGCCGCUUGACGAAGGUGUUCAGUCUGCCUGGAUUGAGUCCAACCAGCAAACCGAGCACACGGAGAACCGGAAGAAGUCCGAGGCAAAGGAGAAGGGAUUGAAGGGCCUUCGGUCGGAGUGGGAGGAGUGA